Cladocopium goreaui is the source of this 1491-nucleotide messenger RNA. Lineage: Eukaryota; Dinophyceae; Suessiales; Symbiodiniaceae. The record is from the annotation of a GenBank genome assembly.
GCGGCGACGUCAGAUUGUGACGCUAUGGCGUUGGGUGAUGGCUUGCCGGAAUGCACCUGUGACGAGUGUGCCAGGAAGGCGGCGCUCUUGCCCGCGCUGCAACUGGCAGGGGUGCCACUGGCGGCCGAGCUGGAAAAGGAUUUGCAACGCCACGCGCAGCGCGUGCGCUUGGGCUCUGCAGCCUCGGGAGGCGUCCAAAGGUCUGUGGGCACCCGAAAGUGGCUGUCCUACGAUCCGGAUGUCUUCCUGCCGACACCCUUCGAUGCCUUCGUGCUGAGUGGACAUUGUCCAAAGAUCCAAUGGCCGCAACACGAGCACAGCAGAAAGGACGUGAGCAUUUGCUACAUCGUAGGCUGUGGACGAUCCGGGUCCACCAUUUUUGCCGAGAUCCUCAGUCACUACAGGUCGGUGCUGUUUCUGAACGAACCGCGCCAGCUCUGGCUGGAGCAUCUGCCGCUGGAUGUGUGGUCCACCCAGGGCCAGGGGGUCCUGUGUCCUGAGGUAGGUCCUAGAGAUCUCCUUCAGCUGGCAGACGCCAUGCGGUCAAGUUACAGCAGGGCUGCGGAGUUGCUGCUGCCAGAGGUGGAGUUCGGCCCGCUGCAGACGCAGCCCGUGACGGUCCUUGAGAAGCUCCCGGAGCACGUCUUCCGCGUGGCGCUCUUGCGACGACUUUGGGGAGGCACUGCACGCUUCAUCUUCCUGCGGCGCGACGGCCUGGCUGUGGCGCGCUCUGUGGCGCGUUUUGUGCAGGCUGCCUGGUAUGGAGCACGUGAUGAGAAGUGGAGGCAACUCAAAGACCAGUUGUCCAAAUUCUUCACUCCUAGUGGCGAGUUCUUGGCAGUUCUGGAGGCACCAACGGAGCCUCGGAAGUUGCUUUUCGCGCGAGGGCUGGUGGAGUGGGCGCUCAGCGUUCGAGCGGCAGCGGAAGCAGCAGGGUCCGACAUGUUGGAGAUAAGCUAUGAGGAGCUGACCAGGGAUCCUUCGGCAGUCUUGGAGCAGGUGGAGGCCUUCCUCUUCGCUUCUCCGCCAGAGCGUGGGGAUGUGGACACCUGGGCGCGGCAGACGCUGCGACGCGAGCCGGAAGCGGGUCUCGCGACGGCGGAGUUGGAGGUCCUGGAGCUGCUGAAAGGCUCAGGCAUUGACACUUUUUUGGCGGAGGAAAAAGAUGGCGUUUGUUUGGUGCGUCUAGUAGCGACCUUGAAACCCUGCGACCAAGCCUUACCGGAGACCAUCAGCACCUGUCGCUUUGCGCAACGUGUGGCUAACGUUCAAACCUUUGCGCGUGUGAAUGAGCAGCAAGAUCCACAGUUGGUGAUCAGCCAGCUCCGGCAGGAGAAUUCCCAGCUUCGGGCAGCUCUGGGUGCUUCAGAACAUGCCGAGGCGGGGGGCAAGAGGUGGGAGACUGACAGGUUCAAUGGGUUUGAACAUGGGAUUGCCGCGAAAAAAACGGUCUACCAUCCUUUUCCCUCGCAAAACAACAAUUGUGGAUAA